AUGGAAUCAAUUGGUGCAGAAAGGUGUCCCUCUAGGACCUCAAGCAUCUCAGCAGCCUCCGAAGAAACAUUAUGCAGACAUAGUGGUGAUCAUGAUCAGAAAAACAUGAUCAAUCUGAAGAUGAAAGAGAAAGUUGUUAGUGGAACUGAACCAUUAACCUUGCCCGAUUCAUCAAGUUCUCCUGUUUUGCUCGAUUUGAAGCUUUCUAAUGAUGAUUCUCUCGGUGGAUCAAAGCUAGAAUUCAAUCUUUUUAGCCCUAUUAAUGCAGGAUCUUUUCAUGCAAAUGAAUCAAUAGAUGAGACUUUGAAACUAGCAGAUUCAAGGGUUUUCUCGUGCAGCUAUUGCAAGAGAGAGUUCUCCACAUCCCAAGCUCUUGGUGGGCAUCAAAACGCACACAAACAAGAGCGUGCAAUAGCCAAAAGGCGUCAAGGGAUGGAUGUGGAUGCUUUUGGGCACUUUCCAUACUAUCCCUGUUCAAACCCUUCAACACACCCUUAUUAUGGAUCUUUCAAUAGGUCACUUGGCAUGGAGAUGGAUUCCUUGAUUCGCAAGCCAUCAUCUUAUCCAUGGAGUACAUCCUCAAGUGGGUAUCGUUUUGGCCUUGGUGGGUGGUCAAGGCAGGCCAUGAUGAAUGCACAACCGACUUCCAUUGAUAGGCUAAGAAUGGAGAGUUUGAAUUCUCUUAAUGGUAGAUAUGGAAACUCUACUGCCUCUUCUUCUUCUUCUUCAAGGUUUGAGGACAUUAAUGACUUAUUUCGCAACUUUGGUGGUUCUUCGUCAUCAAAUAUUGCAACCAAUAAGCCAUCCAAUAUUGAUAUUGAUCAGCUCCAGUUAAUUGAACCUCCAAAAAGUGAUCAAGCUAAUCCAUUAGGACUUGAUUUGUCCCUAAAGCUUUAG
Molecule: messenger RNA, 897 nt
Organism: Populus trichocarpa (black cottonwood)
Lineage: Eukaryota; Viridiplantae; Streptophyta; Magnoliopsida; Malpighiales; Salicaceae
Product: zinc finger protein 1
Exons: 1
Coding region: 1-897 (298 amino acids)
Biological process (GO): negative regulation of abscisic acid-activated signaling pathway
Source: RefSeq, a predicted model, not a curated record